ACAAACAUGUCUGCGCCCUUGAGAUGGCAUGAGUAACACAGGCUGAUAGGUUAUGGGUGCACUUCGCUGUUAGUUAGAUUAUAUAUGACAGCAGAGUUGUGUGAAAAGAGGCGAUGGCAUUAUUUUCAGUUUCUAGAUUCAGUGGUGAUGCAUAUGAUACAGAUGGAAACAAAAACAAAAAAGCUGCAGAUAUACUUGCAAAUAUUCACAGAAAAGCUAAAGAGAAGAGAAGGCAAUCAUGUUCCAAUGUACAUGAAGCAAAAGAAGAAAGUGCAAUUUUAAAGCAUAGGGAUUUGACUCAAAAUGUCUCUUUUAAUAUUAACGAGGAAUCGGUUAAACAUCCAGUUGAUCAUGUAGAAACAAAGCCAAAUGAUUUGAAAGAGACCUUUCUUAAAAAAGACGAAUCUAAGCCCUCUGCAAAAAAUGUGAAAAGAAAAAGGGAAAAGAGAAAACUUAAAACAGACCACGAUUCUGAAAAAGACAUGUACCUUGACAGUAGACCAACAAUAUCUGGAGUUGUCAAGUCAAUUUCUCAAGAUUUAGAAGGGGAAAAGAAAAGAAAGAGAUUUGCACACCAACAGCAAGAUGACAAAGAACAAGCAGAUAUUUCUGAUGAACCUCAAGUAAAGUCUUUGAAAGAGUCAACUGAGACUGGUAUUGCAGAUGCUGAUGAUCAAAUAGAAGGUGAAAGGCAGGAUUUUGCCACUGAGGACCAAACUGCAGAAGGAGGCUUUACGGUCCUUGGAAACUUUUAUAAAAAGAAACAAGAAAAGGUUCACCGCCAGUUGCCAGCCUGGUUAUCCCAUCCAACUAUUGUUCCUAUUGACAUCAGAUAUCAAAAAUCUGAUUUGGAUGCUGUGAAAGGGUUAGAUGAAAGCUUACGAGAAAAACUAAAAGAAAACAAUAUAUCAUCUUUUUUUCCAGUCCAGGCUAGUGUUAUCCCUGCUAUCCUUCAGUCUGUGGAGUAUGGUAUGGGACGUGCAGGAUACAGGCCAAGUGAUAUCUGCUGUUCUGCUGCUACUGGAAGUGGAAAGACACUGGCAUUUGUGUUGCCUAUUGUACAGAUUCUACAAUCACGUGUUGUGCCUCAAAUACGGGCAUUAGCAAUUCUACCAAGCAGGGAUCUAGCAACACAAGUUUACAAGGUGUUUCAGACUUACUGUUCUGCCACACAACUGAAGGUCGGUUUGAUCAUUGGUCAAAAGACAUUGGGCAGUGAACAGACAACAAUCGUAAAGAAAAGUCACAGAGGUUUCCAGAGUUUAGUAGACAUUUUAGUAGCAACUCCAGGGAGAUUGGUGGACCAUAUUAAUCUCACACCUGGAUUUACAUUGCAACAUUUACAGUUUUUGGUAAUAGAUGAAGCUGAUCGUAUGAUGGAUGAGAUAAAGCAAGACUGGUUAACUCGAGUGGAGACUGCAGUUUAUGAGCAUCGGACCAAACCAGGUGCUCUUAAUGCUGCAAGUGCCAGUAGACUAGAUAUGCCACUACACAAGCUUUUGUUCUCAGCGACACUUUCUCAGAACCCAGAGAAACUCCAGCAACUUAAUUUGUUUCAACCAAAGCUGUUUACUGCAGGUUUAAAAGAACGGGUGGAAAUUGAAUCAGUUAAUUUGACAUCAGAGAAAACAGGAGAGGAAGAUGGACUGGCAAGGAUAGAAGGUGGCUUUGUUGGAAAAUACACUACACCUGUUGGAUUAAGUGAAUAUUUCAUCCAGGUGGCAGCUCAAGACAAACCACUUGUUGUUCUCCACUUGAUGCACCAUUUGAAGUUCAGACAUGUCCUGUGCUUUACCAACUCAGUAGAGGCCACUCACAGAUUGUUUCUACUAGUCAAACUUGUAGGUGGUCUAGAAGUGCGAGAAUUCUCCUCUAGUUUGCAUGCCAUCAAGAGAAAUCGCAUCCUCAAACAGUUUGCAGCUGGGAAAAUUGAUCUCUUGGUUUGCUCUGAUGCCAUGGCCAGAGGUAUGGAUGUGGACAAUGUCCAGUAUGUGCUGUCCUAUGACUCUCCACCAUAUAUAAAGACAUAUAUCCACAGGGUAGGGAGGACUGCCAGAGCUGGGAAAGUGGGAACAGCUGUCUCUCUGUGUGAAAAGAAGGAGAUUUUCCAUUUCAAGAAGAUGAUUAAAGAGGCAGGGAAGACUAGUGUGUCAGAAAUGAAGCUGAGAAAGUCAGACUACAAAGCAUUAGUGGAACCAUACAAAAAUGCAUUAGCAGAACUUCAAGAAAUUCUCAAAAAAGAAAAGAAAGGAAAACGAUGAAGUUAAAAAAUACACUACAGUUAGAUUUGUUGUUAUGCUGUAGCAGGAUGAAACAUUCUUAUGAUAACCAUAUGAUAACUUUUCUGAUAGUCUGGAUUAUGAAUCUGAGAUUGGAAGGAAAAAGAUGAAAUAAAACAACAGUCAUGACAAAGAGCUAAUUAAAUUUGUAAUGAUCGCUUUACAUAGAUUUAAAAACUGCUUAGUAAAGUACAUGUAGACAAAGUUGAAUGGCAAUGCACCUAACCAAACUAAUACAACUAUAUGGCAAAGAUUUGUCAUGGAUCCUUUCACAUGAGUAAUAAGUUCACUGAUUAGUCCACACGGGCUAAAUCCCUCAAGUCUAUUUUAAACUUUGUUAAAUCAUUCAAAUUAAGUUUUGUGUGAAAAUGAAUAAAAGAUAUAGUAUUUUUCAUAACUGUUAUAUGAUGCAUAGUUUUAAAAUAAAUGACUGUCAUCAGCAUUGGGUUUGAUCACAAUUGAUUCAAAGUGAAAAACACAGUGGAAAUCUCAAUCUUUGGUUUUUGUUGUGUGCAGAUUUUUCCAUUUGGUAGGUAUAUUUUCCAUCAAUUUGAUAUUAAUCUAGAUUGAAGACUGAUGCUUUUUAUCACCGUUCAGAUUAAGUAUUUGUGUCAUUUUUUGUUUCUACUUUAUUGGAUUGUAAUAUUGUUCAGAAAACAUUAAGUAGAAAUUUUCAAUUUUUUUUCAAAGUUUGUAGUAAUUCAUACUUGGAAGCGAAAUGUAGACUUGGAUGCCAGCCUUUGUAAUGCAGCAUUAUCUGGAGGAGUGCCGGAAAUGUUUAUCAACAGAGGACACAUUGUAGUACUCCAUGCUUCCGGAAGGACCAAAGGGUGUACUUCAGGUUUACCAUGUCAAACAAACUAAAACAAAUUAAAUGUCUGGUGUAUGAGGUACUAGUGUGACGACUAGCAAAGUAGCAAUGUGUAAAGAAAUGUGUGUUGCUAAGAUGUAAAGUGAUGCCAUGUUUUUGGGUAAAAAUAUGUCUAACAUGGGUACCUGGUUAUUGACAUUUACAGUGUUUGCAAGUUCAUCCCCAAAAUACUUGAUAUUUAGCUUGUUUGCUACACUUCAUAAGCACUGGUGCAAGUACUAACCCAAU
This is a messenger RNA of Lingula anatina, 3378 nucleotides long. Its product is annotated as ATP-dependent RNA helicase DDX51. NCBI's taxonomy places the organism in Eukaryota, Metazoa, Brachiopoda, Lingulata, Lingulida, Lingulidae. The record is from RefSeq and is a predicted model, not a curated record. Gene Ontology annotation, molecular function: ATP binding; nucleic acid binding.